Molecule: messenger RNA, 1430 nt
Organism: Cynara cardunculus var. scolymus (artichoke)
Lineage: Eukaryota; Viridiplantae; Streptophyta; Magnoliopsida; Asterales; Asteraceae
Product: actin-related protein 2/3 complex subunit 2A
Exons: 10
Coding region: 83-1045 (320 amino acids)
Biological process (GO): Arp2/3 complex-mediated actin nucleation; actin filament polymerization
Cellular component (GO): actin cytoskeleton; Arp2/3 protein complex
Molecular function (GO): actin filament binding; structural constituent of cytoskeleton
Source: RefSeq, a predicted model, not a curated record
GAAGAAGUCAGAAUGAAAACAUAAACCAAACAUCCGAGGGAAGAUGUGGAGAGAUACGUGAGCGAGCCCACAAACCCACACCAUGAUUUUGCUUCAGUCUCACUCAAGAUACCUCCUACAGAUCUUGACAAAUCGCCUUCAAAAUAUUGAGAAAGGAGUUGAGUUGGAUUGCCACUGGGUAGAAUUUGAUGACGUCCGAUACCAUAUUCAGGCAUCAAUAAAGAGUCCAAAUCUUCUACAUCUAUCAGUAUCACUCCCCACUCCACCUCCAGAGACUGAUUUCUCAAGCGGCCUUCCUCUUGGAGCCAUUGAGGCUAUAAAAGCAGCAUAUGCUGGGGUUGUUCAUAUUCUUGAUCCUCCAAGAGAUGGAUUCAAUCUCACAGUUAAACUUAACUUGGCUAAACUUCCUCCACUUGAAGAGAUUAGACAUGCUCUCGUGGUAAAGAUUGCAUCUGUGAGGGAGGUGGUAAUGGGUGCCCCAUUACGUGUAAUCUUGAAGCGCGUUGCAUCCAGGUCCGUGCCUUCCAAUGCUGGCGUGCUUGUUCCCCUUGUUCACCGACCAAAUGAAUCAUUCUUCCUAGUUCCUCAGGUAGAAAAGGCGACUGUGGUGUUUCCUAUGAGAUUUAAUGAUUCUGUCGAUACUGUUCUAGCAACAUCAUUCCUACAGGAGUUUGUGGAAGCAAGACGUACUGCUGGACUUAAUAAUGCCCCUACGUGUCUGUGGUCUGCCUCCCCUCCUGAUGAACUCAAGGAUGCUCCUGAACAAGCAUUACAUGCAAAUGCUGGUUUUGUUUCAUUUGUUAUCUACCCACGCCAUGUAGAAGGAAAGAAACUGGACAAGACAGUUUGGAGCUUAUCAACGUUCCAUGCAUAUGUGAAUUAUCACGUGAAGUGUUCUGAAGGUUUCAUGCAUACUCGGAUGAGACGUCGAGUAGAAUCAUUAAUCCAGGCCCUAGAUCGUGCGAAGCCGGAUGAGCAUGCAAAUAUAAGCAAGUCCUACAAAAGAUUGAGCAUUGAGGAAUCACGCGGGAAUUCACAUUCGUAGUGUUUGGAUCAUGAAAUACUAACUUCUACGUCUCUAGUUGUCUUUUUGUAGUCCCCAUGUGUUGCCUCAGUGGUAGAAUGGUGGGCAUCUGUAAAGGGGGUUCCGGGUUCAAACCGGGCAACACAAGUUAUUGCUAACUCAUUGUUAUUCACCUCACUCAUUAUGGUCGUGUGUCCGGUUCGGUGGGGGUGCUCCAGGGGUUGGCGUCUGCCCUUUUUUGUAGUUGUGUUUAAGCUAAAAUGAUUGUUGUCGAAUGAAUCAUACUCUUUAUUUUUAUUUUUUUUCUCUCUUUUUUGUUUCCAUCCAUUGCUCGCUCAAGGUUGAAAGUGAUGUGUUAUUACUUUGUCAAAUUCGUGUUAGCAAUAAUAAUGGUUGUUUGGUUGCU